AUGGGGAAAAGAAAACCAUCGAAGUCAACGAACAAUAAAAAAUCAACGCAUAGAACAGUGAGCAUAGGCUGCAAGCUGCGAAACAGAGCAAAGGACUUUGACGAGAUACGGAAGAGAGUGGCCGAGAAGACAAGCGAGCCCAUAGAAAACCCCAACCACUCGCGGUGCAUAGAAUGCGACAGAGUGAUGGAGACCACCACAAUGGCAAGACACAUGAAGUCCAGAGAGCACAGAAGAAGGCUGAAAGACCUGGUGGAAGACGCGCUUCUAGAACAGGACAGAAAAAAUGGUCUAUACUAA
Nematocida minor is the source of this 300-nucleotide messenger RNA. Its product is annotated as bud site selection protein 20. Lineage: Eukaryota; Fungi; Microsporidia. The record is from RefSeq and is a predicted model, not a curated record. The transcript has a single exon. Bases 1 to 300 code for a protein of 99 amino acids.